AGAAGUCUCACUUUCUCUUCCUGUUUCCCGUCAUGGCGCAGGAUCAAGGGGAGAAGGAGAACCCCAUGCGGGAACUUCGCAUCCGCAAGCUCUGCCUCAACAUCUGCGUGGGGGAGAGUGGAGACAGGCUGACCCGGGCAGCCAAGGUGCUGGAGCAGCUCACAGGCCAGACCCCUGUGUUCUCCAAAGCUAGAUACACCAUCAGAUCCUUUGGCAUCAGAAGAAAUGAAAAAAUUGCCGUCCAUUGCGCAGUCCGUGGGGCCAAGGCAGAAGAAAUCCUGGAGAAAGGUCUGAAGGUGCGAGAGUAUGAGUUAAGAAAAAAUAACUUCUCAGACACUGGGAACUUUGGAUUUGGGAUCCAAGAACACAUCGAUCUGGGGAUCAAAUAUGACCCAAGCAUUGGUAUCUACGGCCUGGACUUCUGUGUGGUGCUGGGUAGGCCAGGUUUCAGCAUCGUAGACAAGAAGCACAGGACAGGCUGCAUUGGGGCCAAACACAGAAUCAGCAAAGAGGAGGCCAUGCGCUGGUUCCAGCAGAAGUAUGAUGGGAUCAUCCUUCCUGGCAAAUAAA
This is a messenger RNA of Orcinus orca (killer whale), 570 nucleotides long. Its product is annotated as 60S ribosomal protein L11-like. NCBI's taxonomy places the organism in Eukaryota, Metazoa, Chordata, Mammalia, Artiodactyla, Delphinidae. Bases 33 to 569 code for a protein of 178 amino acids. Gene Ontology annotation, molecular function: RNA binding; structural constituent of ribosome. The record is from RefSeq and is a predicted model, not a curated record. The transcript has a single exon. Gene Ontology annotation, biological process: translation. Gene Ontology annotation, cellular component: cytosolic large ribosomal subunit; ribosome.